GGAUCAGUCCAAAAGACAUGCACAACAAGUCUCGCACUCCUGGAGGUCUAGACCGACUUAAACGCUGCCUCCUGUUGAGUUGAAUGUUCCUCCUCGGUAGCCGGUCCCCUUGCCUUGUCCCUCAAGUUUUUUUCUUCACCAUUUUCUAGUGACGUUUCCUAAUACGGACUAGUGCACUCUCUUGAUGAAGCAGCCGUCGCUUUUCAUCGCUUUACCAUCCCGCGCCAGCCUCAGGCCAAUUCCUUCCCUUCCCUCGACCAUCAUUCUGUGCAUAUCUGCUGCAGUGUGUACAUACCCACUCCGUAUAACUGCUAACCACUUCUCGGCGCCCUCUUCUUACGGCCGUGGACGAAAGACUCUCGUACAUGCUCGAGGCUGCGAGGCUACGAGUAGUUGGCCGUAUGGUGCGUGGGUGAACAUGUCUCAUAUGUACGAGGCACGUACUCUCGUCCCUACCAUUAACGAGUAAAGCAUGCAACUACAGGUCGGAAUAACCGCCAAGUCAAGCAACCACCAGGGACCACCCACUCAACUGCAGUCACGGCAGUCACGGGGACCCUUCAGUUUUUCUUCCUCCUCCUUAGGCUCUUCCGUUUCCCUUCCUCUUCAUCAUUACUCAGGCUUUCCCCUGCUGCUGUCUUUCAGCCUCAAACAAAUGGGACCAGGCAUGUCGGCCCGUGAGCGUGGGAGAGAUAGUUCUCUCCUCACAGCUUUUCUUUCUUCUCAGCAAUUGUCAACCCACGUCGUGCCUAUAACACAUUUCCGUUCACGGCUGGACCGUACAUCCUUUGGUGACCGGA
This is a messenger RNA of Aaosphaeria arxii CBS 175.79, 800 nucleotides long. RefSeq lists its product as uncharacterized. NCBI's taxonomy places the organism in Eukaryota, Fungi, Ascomycota, Dothideomycetes, Pleosporales. The coding region runs from base 185 to 469 and encodes 94 amino acids. The transcript has a single exon. The record is from RefSeq and is a predicted model, not a curated record.